UCGGUAUAGAGUAAUCGUCUCCCAAAUCCAACUUUCCAAUCAACAAUUUAGUCUCUCCGACGACAUCAUCGACACUACUCACGUGCAUUCCCGCGCUAGUCGACCUACCCCUGUCAUCCCCGUCCCCUAAACUUUACCAGAAGCCUAUGCCAUCCAGCCACCUCAUGAAACCCUCCUCAUCACCAACCUCCUACAACACAAACUAAACAACUCUCAACUAGAGAACGACUACACUCCCGCAAAUGCUACCAAGGUAGCCCACCAUACCACCACCAACCCGGCAUCGCACACACACGCACGCAUGCCUCUCCCACGGCGACGGCGCCCCCCGCGCCCCGGCGCCCUGACCGAGCUCCCGCCUUUGCGCAUCCUCACCCAGAUCCUGGCGCUGCAGGCGCUGUACUACGUCAGCGCCGUGGUAAUGAUCCUGUUUACGACGCUGGUGAUGGGCACGCCAUUCAGGUUGCUAGAUGAUAUAUUAGGGUGGACAGCGCUGAGGGGGGAUACGACACAAGGAUGGCUGUUGGGGAUGGUGUGGAUGACGAAUGCGUUUUUUAUUGUAAUAGCGAUCCUCUUCAUAAUCCAGCGCUCCAAACUCGUCCUCGACUUCGUCAUAACCCUGCACAUCGUGCACCUCAUCCUCGUCUCUCUCUACUCCCACGGCCUCCCGCGCAACUGGCUCUGGUGGGCCCUGCAGAUCUGCAGCGCGGUGUUCAUGGUCGUCCUCGGCACGUGGGCGUGUCAGCGCCGCGAGCUGCGGCCUAUAAUCUUUGGUGGCUCCGCGGCAUCGCCUACGGAUGGGGGGUCCGCGGGUGCUGGCGCGGGCGCGGGGCCGUCGGAUGCGGUAGGGGAUGAGGAAUCGGGGUUCUCUAGGGGCGGGAGGAGGGGGAGGGGACGCGAUGGGGCGGGGGAGUAUGAGAUGGUUCCGAUAAAGACGGAGAGGCAGGAGGCGUGA
Molecule: messenger RNA, 955 nt
Organism: Pseudogymnoascus verrucosus
Lineage: Eukaryota; Fungi; Ascomycota; Leotiomycetes; Thelebolales; Thelebolaceae
Exons: 2
Coding region: 302-955 (217 amino acids)
Biological process (GO): protein localization to Golgi apparatus; Golgi to endosome transport; Golgi to plasma membrane protein transport
Cellular component (GO): Golgi membrane; trans-Golgi network
Source: RefSeq, a predicted model, not a curated record